UUCACUUCCGGUCUGGGGCCUGCGGCGGCGGCGGCGGCGACGGCGGCGGCGGCGGCGGCGGCGGCGGCGGCGGCGGGUCGGGGUAGAAAAUGGCGCUGGUGCAGCGGCUCGGGCCUCUCCCCGCGGCGCUGCCGAGGGCUUGAGGCUCGCGGGCCUCUCUCGCCGCGCCCCACUUGCUCGUGCACUUUACACACAUGAGAGAAUUGGAAGCUAAAGCUACCAAAGACGCAGAACGGAAUCUCAGCAGGGAUUUAGUGCAAGAAGAAGAACAGUUGAUGGAAGAAAAGAAAAAGAAAAAAGACGACAAGAAAAAGAAGGAAGCUGCUCAAAAGAAGGCCACUGAACAAAAACUCAAAGUGCCAGAACAGAUAAAGCCCAGUGUGAGCCAGCCUCAGCCUGCCAACUCUCCUGACGGCACUUCCGCAGCAACCAGCACUAAUAAUAAUGCCAAGCGAGCCACAGGUAGCAGCCCGCAGCAGCCGCCACCACCCCAGCCACAGCCACAGCCACAGCCGCCAGCACAGGCCGUGCCUCGGUAUCCUCGGGAAGUCCCGCCACGAUUUCGCCACCAGGAACACAAACAGCUUCUGAAGAGGGGUCAGCAUUUCCCGGUCAUUGCAGCAAACCUGGGCUCGGCCGUGAAAGUGGGCAGCCAGCCGGAGAGCAGCGUGCUGCCUGCACCGCGGCCACAGGACCACACAGAGGCGCCGGGUGGCAGGACCCCGUCAGACGUCAAUCACAACCCUUCUGGACCCCAGUAUGAACAUUCACCGCGGGGCCCUGUGUCUUCUCCCGGCGACGCGAGCACAGACGGUCAGGAUGCUGCUGUGAGUGACGCGCCUGAGCGGGAAGCAUGGCCCUCGGCCCCUGGCAGUGACCCCGAGUCGGCCUCAGAAUGUGUGGACGCUGACUCUGCCUCGAGUUCCGGAUCAGAGCGAACCAUCACGACCAUGGCGUCGGGGGGCGCGGGCGGCGACAAGGAUGGCCUUCGGGGUGGUGCCGGACUUGGCUCCCAAAAUAAGUUUGUGGCUGGUAGUGGCGGUGGCGGCAGCGCUGGCCCCGGAGGCUGUCCCGGGCCAUGGGGCUUCCCCCAUGGGGCCAUGCUAAGCACAUGCCAGGUCCCCACGGAGGCGCCCGACGGCACGCCCGAGAGCAGCGGCAGUCGCGUGAACGCUUGGGGCACGGCGAGUUCUUCAUCCCACGGGGGGUUAAAUCCAAGCACUUUGAAUCCCGCGAGCAACCACGGUGCCUGGCCAGUAUUGGAGAGCAGCGGGCUCGCCCUGAAAGGGCCUGCGGGCAGCGGCGGCGCUGGCGUCGGCAUGCAGGGUGGCACCCUCGGCCAGAUGCCCAACAAUCAGAGUAUUAACUCUAAAGCGGGUGGUCCUUCUGCCCACGGCACCUGGGGAAGCCUUCAGGAGACGUGUGACUCCGACCUCAGUGGUACCCCGAAGGUUUCGUUCAGUGGUCAACCUCAGAACAUCACCGCUGAAACGGCCGGACCAAAUAACACUACGAACUUCAUGACCUCUAGUUUACCAAACUCCGGUUCCGUGCAGAACAGUGAACUGCCCGGGAACGCGGGGGCCUGGCGCGUGAGCACAGUGCACCACCCUCAGAUCCAGGCCCCCUCGGUUAUGAACGGCACUUCCCUUCCUCACCUUAGCAACGGAGAGUCUAAGAGCGGGGGCGCCUACGGUACUACAUGGGGUGCCUACGGCUCUGGUUACUCUGCCGACAAAUGUUCCAGCCCCAACGGCCAAGCUCAUGGUGACACUGUGAAUGCAACUCUAAUGCAGCCUGGCGCAAACGGGCCCGGGGGCACGGCCUUCCACACGAACACGAGUAAAGGAGGCGGCGUGUGGGAGGCAGGGGCGGCGAGUUCCCAGGGCACAUCGUGGGUGAGCGGAAAUGGUGCAAAUUCUGGCGGCAGUCGGCGAGGCUGGGGCACCCCUGCACAAAACACUGGCACUAAUCUCCCCAGCGUGGAGUGGGGCACGCUGCCGGGCAACCAGCAUUCCAGUGACAGUGCGAACGGCAACGGGAAGAAGUUUACAAACGGAUGGAAGUCUACUGAGGAAGAGGAGCAGGGUUCUGCAGCAUCUCAGACCAACGAGCAGAGCGGCGUGUGGGCCAAAACGGGGGGUCCGGUGGAGGGCGAAGGUAGCACGGAAAGCACUGGACGCCUGGACGAGAAAGUUCCCGGGGAGAGUCAAGGCAGAGACAGGAGGAAGGUCGAUCAGCACACAUUACUCCAAAGCAUCGUGAACAGAACGGACCUGGAUCCCCGGGUCCUGUCCAACUCCGGCUGGGGACAGACGCCCAUCAAGCAGUACACUGCCUGGGACACGGACGCCUCGCCCCGAGGGGAGCGCAAGGCGGACAGCGGGACCGAGGCCUGGGGGAGUGCUGCCACCCAGACUUUUAACUCAGGGGCGUGUGCCGAGAAGAUGAGCCCUAACAGUAACGAUACCUCAUCUGUAGCGGGGUGGGGAGACCCCAAGCCGACUGUGAGGUGGGGGGAUUCCAAAGGCUCCAACUGCCAGGGGGGGUGGGAAGACGAUUGUGCUGCUACAGGAACAGUCAAGAGCAAUCAGUGGGGGGCUUGCAAAGAGGAGAAGUCCGCCUGGAGUGAUUCGCAAAAGAGCAAACAGGGCUGGGGGGACGGGCAGAAGUCCAACCCCGGGUGGACUGUGUCUGCCGGUGAUGGCUGGGGCGAGAGCCCCAGGAGUAACCACUGGGGCGAGGCGAACAAGAAAUCCAGCUCAGGAGGCAGCGAUAGCGAUCGGUCCGUUUCCGGUUGGAAUGAGCUCGGUAAAACUAGUUCCUUCACCUGGGGAAAUAACAUAAAUCCAAAUAACUCAUCAGGAUGGGACGAGUCUUCGAAGCCUAGCCCUUCCCAGGGAUGGGGAGAGGUUCCAAAGUCCAAUCAGUCGCUGGGUUGGGGGGAUUCGUCUAAGCCAGUCAGUUCUCCGGACUGGAAUAAGCAACAAGACCUUGUUGGGUCUUGGGGGAUCCCACCAGCGGCGGCAGGCAAACCUCCUGGCACCGGCUGGCUGGGGGGGCCCAUCCCGGCCCCGGCCAAGGAGGAGGAGCCCACGGGCUGGGAGGAGCCGUCCCCAGAAUCCAUCCGGCGCAAAAUGGAGAUCGACGACGGCACCUCGGCCUGGGGAGAUCCCAGCAAGUACAACUAUAAAAAUGUGAACAUGUGGAACAAGAACGUCCCGAAUGGUGGCGGCCGCUCCGAGCAGCCAGCACAGGGGCCCCCACUGCUGCCGGCCGCAGGCCCUGCCUCCAGCAAGGAUGUGAGCAGUGGCUCAGGCUGGGGCGAGCCCUGGGGGGAACCUGCUCCAGCCACCACCGUGGACAACGGCACUUCAGCUUGGGGGAAACCCGUGGACAGUGGCCCCAGCUGGGGGGAGCCCAUUGCUGCGUCCAGCGCAUCCACGUGGGGCUCCGGCUCUGUCGGCCCGCAGGCGCUGAGCAAGUCUGGGCCCAAAUCUAUGCAGGACGGCUGGUGCGGGGAUGAUGCGCCUCUGCCUGGCGCUCGCCCCACCGGCUGGGAAGAGGAAGAGGAUGUGGAGAUCGGAAUGUGGAACAGUAAUUCGUCUCAAGAGCUCAACUCCUCUUUAAAUUGGCCACCAUACACAAAGAAAAUGUCAUCGAAGGGUCUGAGUGGCAAAAAAAGGAGAAGGGAAAGGGGAAUGAUGAAAGGUGGAAACAAACAAGAAGAAGCCUGGAUAAAUCCAUUUGUUAAACAGUUUUCAAACAUUAGUUUUUCGAGAGACUCACCCGAAGAAAAUGUACAGAGCAAUAAGAUGGACCUUUCUGGAGGAAUGUUACAAGACAAGCGAAUGGAGAUAGAUAAACAUAGCCUAAAUAUUGGUGAUUACAAUCGAACGGUCGGGAAAGGUCCUGGUUCUCGGCCUCAGAUUUCCAAAGAGUCUUCCAUGGAGCGCGGUCCUUAUUUUGAUAAGGAUGGCCUUGUAACCGAUGAAUCCCAAAACAUGCCGUUUAUGUCCAGUCAGAGCAUGAAGCUUCCCCCUUCAAAUAGUGCACUACCUAACCAGGCCCUGGGCCCCAUAGCAGGGCUGGGGAUGCAAAACUUGAAUUCUGUUAGACAGAAUGGCAAUCCCAGUAUGUUUGGUGUCGGAAACACAGCAGCACAACCCCGGGGCCAGCAGCAGCCUCCAGCACAGCCUCUUGGUUCAUCUCAGCCUAAUCUCCGUGCUCAAGUGCCUCCUCCAUUACUCUCCCCUCAGGUUCCAGUUUCAUUGCUGAAGUAUGCACCAAACAACGGUGGCCUGAAUCCGCUCUUUGGCCCUCAACAGGUAGCCAUGCUGAACCAGCUAUCCCAACUCAACCAGCUUUCUCAGAUCUCCCAGUUACAGCGACUGCUCGCGCAGCAGCAGCAGAGGGCGCAGAGCCAGCGGAGUGUGCCGUCUGGGAACCGGCAGCCGCAGGACCAGCAGGGUCGGCCUCUGAGCGUGCAGCAGCAGAUGAUGCCGCCGCCGCGCCAGCUGGACCCGAGCCUGCUGGUGAAGCAGCAGCCGCCGGCCUCACAGCCGCCACCGCUCCAUCCGCCAGCCAUGAAGUCCUUCCUCGACAACGUCAUGCCCCACACCACAGCCGAGCUGCAGAAAGGGCCGUCACCCAUAAACGCUUUCAGCAACUUUCCUAUAGGCUUGAACUCAAACUUGAAUGUAAAUAUGGAUCUGAACAGUAUUAAAGAGCCACAGUCAAGACUAAGGAAGUGGACAACGGUGGACAGCAUUUCUGCGAACACAUCUUUGGAUCAAAACUCCAGCAAACAUGGUGCUAUUCCAAGUGGUUUCCGGCUGGAAGAGUCUCCAUUUGCUCCCUACGACUUUAUGAGCAGCAGCCCCUCCCCAGCCAGCCCUCCAGGCUCCAUCGGUGACGGCUGGCCACGUGCCAAAUCGCCUAACGGCUCUAGCAGUGUUAACUGGCCGCCAGAAUUCCGCCCUGGUGAGCCAUGGAAAGGUUAUCCAAACAUUGACCCUGAAACUGACCCUUACGUCACUCCUGGCAGUGUCAUAAACAAUCUCUCGAUCAAUACUGUGCGGGAAGUCGACCACCUCAGGGACAGGAACAGUGGGUCCUCCUCAUCCUUGAACACCACGCUGCCUUCAACUAGUGCCUGGUCAUCCAUUCGUGCCUCCAACUACAACGUUCCCCUCAGCAGCACAGCACAAAGCACUUCAGCCAGAAAUAGUGAUUCCAAAUUGACAUGGUCUCCUGGUUCAGUUACAAACACAUCUCUGGCUCACGAGCUGUGGAAGGUCCCUUUGCCACCUAAGAACAUCACUGCUCCGUCCCGCCCACCUCCGGGACUCACUGGUCAGAAGCCGCCCUUGUCCACGUGGGAUAACUCGCCCCUGCGUGUCGGUGGAGGAUGGGGGAGUUCUGACGCCAGGUACACCCCAGGUUCCAGCUGGGGUGAGAGCAGCUCAGGGAGAAUAACGAAUUGGCUCGUUCUAAAAAACCUUACACCUCAGAUCGAUGGCUCGACCCUGCGCACCCUGUGCAUGCAGCACGGCCCGCUGAUCACAUUCCACCUGAACCUCCCGCACGGGAACGCUCUGGUCCGUUACAGUUCGAAGGAAGAGGUGGUGAAGGCACAAAAGUCUCUGCACAUGUGUGUCCUGGGGAACACGACCAUCCUCGCCGAGUUUGCCAGUGAAGAGGAGAUCAGUCGUUUCUUUGCACAAAGCCAGUCUCUGACCCCUUCUCCCGGCUGGCAGUCCCUCGGGUCCAGCCAGGCCCGGCUGGGCUCCCUCGACUGCCCUCACCCCUUCUCCAGCCGGACCGAUCUCAAUCACUGGAAUGGUGCUGGGCUGUCGGGAACCAACUGUGGAGACCUUCACGGCACUUCACUCUGGGGGACCCCCCAUUAUUCCACAAGCCUCUGGGGCCCCCCCAGCAGCAGCGACCCCCGGGGAAUGAGCAGCCCCUCCCCGAUUAACGCUUUCCUUUCUGUUGACCACCUGGGCGGGGGCGGCGAGUCCAUGUAGACGGGAGACGCAGACCUGUGACCUGACGGUGCAAACGCAAGGAGCACUAAGUCGGCUCGCCGCCUGCAGCCAGGGGCGCCCGGGGAACAGCUCUGCCCUGCACAUUUCCCACUUUGUUUUCCCCGAAACAUAUCAGUUUGAAUACUUGAAUCAUGCAGGCCAAUAUUAUAAUGUGAAAAGGUUUCUAUCUAUCUACACUCCCAAAUAGCGCCAUACAUGCUGGACCGCACACAGAGCUCCCUCGUCUCUA
Molecule: messenger RNA, 6279 nt
Organism: Sorex fumeus (smoky shrew)
Lineage: Eukaryota; Metazoa; Chordata; Mammalia; Eulipotyphla; Soricidae
Gene: TNRC6A
Product: trinucleotide repeat containing adaptor 6A
Exons: 25
Coding region: 195-6029 (1944 amino acids)
Biological process (GO): miRNA-mediated post-transcriptional gene silencing; positive regulation of nuclear-transcribed mRNA poly(A) tail shortening
Cellular component (GO): P-body; nucleoplasm
Molecular function (GO): nucleic acid binding
Source: RefSeq, a predicted model, not a curated record